CCACAAAUCAGUCCAUUUGUACGUCGCAUGUCAGAGAGGACCAGUUAUAUGUAGUCUGUGGCACCGCAUAUUUGCUAAUUAGGUGCAUGUACAAGGAUCAUAUUCCUUGUUAAACGUCACCUUCUUUACAUUGCAAAAUUGGAAUAAAAUAAGUCGACCAUGAAAUGAAACGCGGCUCAGUCUACUUGCCACGCUAUGAACUGAACGCAAUUAAAAAGACACACUCCAAUUUGUUGGACCUUAUAUUUCUCUCAUUGCUUCUUCAAAGUCCGACCAUCAGACAGACAACAUAAUGAAUUAACAAUCAGUAUUGCCCACACAGUGACAUCGGUCAGGCACUUUUAUCUAUCUAAUUUGGUGGUACAUUAAUUUUUACAACUUGUUUUUUUAGUAUUUCAUAUUUAUUAAGGCAUCUGUUUGACAACAUUGUUGUUUUACAAAUGAAGAUCAUUGUUUUAGUGGUCUCCUAAAAGUGCUUUGUAUUCGUGUACCUCUUGUUGUGACCAGACCAAAAGUUUUUAGAAAUGUGACAGAGACAGAUCAUCAUUUCACAACUGCAUAAAUGCCGUGGGUUGAAAAUGCUCGAAUUGGAAUUUUUAAUUCUGUUAAGUGUUUGGGUUAAUACUGCAAUCGCUAAUACCCUCUUUUCAACCUACUCACAAUCUGCCCAAAAUUUUCUACUCUCGACGAGCGGAAGUGGGAGGAGCGACGUGGUUGGGAGAGGAGGAGGGUGGGGAGACCAUGGAGUGACCUCUUUCUUGGACAAGAUUGCGUCUCUCUUGACCUUUCUCUCAUUUGGAGUUUUUCUUCUCAACCUUCUUUUGAAUGCUCUUUUGUUGGGAAGCACGCUAUUUGGAUUGCGACCUACCGGCACUGGGACAGGAGGAGGAACCGGAACUGGUGGAGGCACAGGGGGUGGAACCGGUGGAGGUACUGGAGGUGGAACCGGGGGUGGAACCGGGGGUGGAACCGGAGGUGGAACCGGGGGUGGCGGUGGAGGUACUGGAGGAGGUACAGUCACCGUAGCCCCCAUUUUGACGGCAACGGGAACUGGAUCUGGCGGAACGAUAAUUGGUAUUACAGCGGGGGGAAUUACCAUAACAGGAACGGGGGACGGGACAGGUGGGAUUUCGGUGGGUCGUUCGAGAGGAAAACGGUCCACAUUGGAGGCAAACAUUAAGUCGACUCAAAUAGCAAACUUGAUGGCCAGGGAGCUAAUGGUCAUGAUUGAAUCGGUGGUUGCUGCCGAUGAGGAGUGCUUGCCCCAACUGCUCUGCCUGGUCAACCGGAGAGCGUCCAUUGCCGGAAGCGGAUUCCAAUACCUGAUGCCAUUGUGCAGUGUUGGAAUCUCAUAUUUUGGAGGACUUGGACGCAAUAUGUCGUCAUACAUUGAUGCCAUUUACGAUGGAGUAGAGGAGCAUAAUUGUAACGAGAAAUAUUCACAGUGCAACUAGGACAUUUUACACAUGCACUUUUGGAAACUCUACAAUGGGGCAUAAAUUAGGUCUGUGGUGUUUGAAUGUGCAGAUGUUAUUUGAAUUUAAAAUGACACAAUCAGUGGUGAAGGGUUACAAAAGAGUUGUGUUUGUUGUACUCCAAUUCAGGAGAAAUGUACAUUUUGAGAAAUAAAUAACCUGUGUUUGAAA
Molecule: messenger RNA, 1646 nt
Organism: Folsomia candida
Lineage: Eukaryota; Metazoa; Arthropoda; Collembola; Entomobryomorpha; Isotomidae
Product: glycine, alanine and asparagine-rich protein-like
Exons: 6
Coding region: 579-1454 (291 amino acids)
Source: RefSeq, a predicted model, not a curated record